Messenger RNA from Olea europaea var. sylvestris, 819 nucleotides. RefSeq names its product protein BIC1-like. Gene Ontology annotation, biological process: blue light signaling pathway. The coding region runs from base 225 to 665 and encodes 146 amino acids. The record is from RefSeq and is a predicted model, not a curated record. Lineage: Eukaryota; Viridiplantae; Streptophyta; Magnoliopsida; Lamiales; Oleaceae. The transcript has a single exon.
AAACCACACAAUUUGGAAUCCAAUAUCAAGAAAAGACACGCACACUUGUCUCUUACCAUACAAAACAAUACACACUCUCUGUAUCAGUACGUGUAAACUAACAUUCCAUUCAUUUACUUUGCUUCCCUCCCACAAAUUCAACAAACCUUCAGUCCUCAAUCACCAUAGAAAAAUAUUGGGAAUAGAGUGUUUAUGUGUUUCUGUGUGUCUGUGUUUUUUCAUUCAUGCAAAAAGAAUCCAUGAAAAUGAGUACUCUCCACAACUCCAGCGAGUCCGAACUAGAAUACAAGAAAGUUCAUAUCCCAGAGAAGCCAUUUUCAAUUGACGAAACAAAGAGCAAAUCUGAAGAAAACCAAUCCAAUGAAACAGAAACAACACCUCCACAAGAUUCUUCGCGAAUGUCGAUAAAGUUGGAGGAUAAAUGUACUGAGCCAGUGGUAGAGGACAGUGGACGUGAGCGACUGAAGAGACAUCGUGUUGAGGUUGCAGGUCGGGUUUGGAUCCCGGAUAUGUGGGGACAGGAAGAUUUGCUCAAGGAUUGGAUAGACUGCACUGCGUUUGAUGCCUCAUUGAUGAAUAACAAUAUCAUGUCUGCAAGAGCUUCUUUGGCUGAAGAAGGAAGAAGAACAAACUCAAGCAGAUUGAGAAUAGAGAAUAGCUGUUGAGCAAUUACUUUUAAUGAGUUUCGACCAUAAUUUGCGUAUCCAUAUCAUUAAAAUAACAAUUCUUAAGAGAAUAAUUAGCCAAUUCUUUAACGGAUUUGCUACAUCUAUUUGAUACAUAAUGUUGCAUAAUAUGAUUGAUUUUUUACUAUUUUUA